This is a messenger RNA of Diaporthe amygdali, 924 nucleotides long. RefSeq lists its product as uncharacterized. NCBI's taxonomy places the organism in Eukaryota, Fungi, Ascomycota, Sordariomycetes, Diaporthales, Diaporthaceae. The transcript has 3 exons. Bases 1 to 924 code for a protein of 307 amino acids. The record is from RefSeq and is a predicted model, not a curated record.
AUGGUGUAUGACAUGUACUACAUACUGAACAUCAGUGCAGGCUUGGCAGCCCCCGAUGCAAACUUCUUCCCGAGGCUUAUCGUCUUUGCUCGAAUACAGGCCGUUGUUGAAUUCUGCUUUUACACUACACUGUUCGCCGUGAAGCUUUCAUUCUUGUUCUUUUUCAGGAGGCUUGGCCAAAGGGUUCAGGGACAACAGUAUAUUUGGUGGCCUGUUCUGUUCUUCUCUGUGGUCAGUUAUGUUGUCUCCGUUGGCGACAUCCAAUUCAUCUGCGAGCUCGGCCCGGCAGAAACUCUGGUUACGUACUGUAACACGGAUCCUGCGACGAGUUUUGCAGUGGCCACAUUGAAAGCUAACUGUGCACUCGAUGUCUUUUCAGACUUUCUGACUUAUCCAGGCGAGGAGCAGCGCGAGAAGACACAACUUCCCUGUGGCUUUGGAGUGCGAUACAGGCUCCUCUUGCUUUUCAGCCAGGGUGAUACAAAAAGACAGAAGCCUAUAUGGACGCCUACGCAUACGUACUACCAAAGACUCAGAUUACGCAUGAAAGCAACUCCCAAAGAAAGCGGCACGUCUCAGGACCGGUCGUCUAUCAUUUCAAUGCCAGCACAGUUCUCGCCUGAAUUGAACAGCAGCAGAGUUUUGAACGGGCAACACACGCAGUACACUGUUUCGUUCGAUAGUCUUGAGAUGCAGCCCGAGAGACUAGAGCAGAUCUCGCAGCCCCAUCAAGCUGAGCCGGUUAACGUGGUCAUGCCCCAACCUACUCAUCAACAAGAUAGUCUGGCUGUGUCGUCUUUUGGAGUGUGGCCUGAAAUUGGCGCGGAUCUGCCGGAGAAGAACCAAAUCACGAAGCACGUCACUUAUAGUGUUACGACUGAGCCUGCAGAGUUGCAUUGCCACGACGACCAAGGGCACGUGUGA